Messenger RNA from Saprolegnia parasitica CBS 223.65, 993 nucleotides. RefSeq lists its product as hypothetical. The record is from RefSeq and is a predicted model, not a curated record. Gene Ontology annotation, molecular function: GTPase activity; GTP binding. The transcript has a single exon. Lineage: Eukaryota; Oomycota; Saprolegniomycetes; Saprolegniales; Saprolegniaceae. The coding region runs from base 1 to 912 and encodes 303 amino acids.
AUGGCCAUGCGCUUUGACAACCAGUGCGACGGCCUCGCCGCCGACACGCGAUCGAGCUCGCUCGUUGCUGAUAAGAAGGGCCACUCCAUGGCAGCUUCGCCCGAAGCAGAUGACGCCAACCAAGACGACGACGACGUCGAGGCGACGCAUGUCGAGUACGAUGACGACGACGAGUACACGUCCGAAGAUGGCGACGACGACGAUGCUGAUGAUGGCCUUGAAGGCAAGGACUUUGCCAUGUUCAAGGUGCUGGUCGUGGGCAUGGCGAAGAGCGGGAAGACGAGCCUCAUUCGCCGCUUCGUGCAUGGCACGUUCGCCGACAUUUACAAGACGACGGUCGGCGCCGACUACAGCGACAAGACGAUCGCAAUCGACGAUACCUUGGACGUGUGCCUCCAGAUCUGGGACAUUGCCGGCCAAGACCGGUUCGCGCACCUCACGCGGCGGUACUUUGCCGCCGCCGACGCCGCGGUCAUUGUGUGCGACAUCACGAGCGAGCCGACGAUCGCCGCGGUCGUCGACUGGAAGCGCGAGCUCGACACGUGCUGCGGGGUGCAAGGAACGUCGACGCCCUUUCCCGUCUUGCUCGUCGCCAACAAGUGCGAUCUGCUUCUCGACGUGCCCCAAGCGCUCGAGUCGGGCGUUGCCAUUCAAAAGAUGGUCACGACCACCGGCAUUGAAGACUGGUUCCGCGUCUCUGCCAAGAGCGGCGAAAAGGUCGACGAGGCAAUGGAUCUUCUCGUCAAGCGCAUGGUGGAGCGCCAUCGCGCCAAGCAAGCCAGCGAAGAGGAGCACGAAGCUGCGAUUGAAGACAAGCUCGCCGCCGUGAGCAGUAGUGACAUCAUCCGCCUCGAUGCCGCAUCGACGGGUGCUCCACCGCCGUUCAGCAGCGGUCGUUGCGACUGCAAUUAGCCGCAUCCUUUGUUGCGCCUCCUCCUAUACGUCUCCCUCGUAUGUCGUGUCCACCAAUAAUUACAUCCUCUUGACACUCCA